This is a messenger RNA of Exophiala spinifera, 2007 nucleotides long. RefSeq lists its product as uncharacterized. The transcript has a single exon. The coding region runs from base 1 to 2007 and encodes 668 amino acids. The record is from RefSeq and is a predicted model, not a curated record. NCBI's taxonomy places the organism in Eukaryota, Fungi, Ascomycota, Eurotiomycetes, Chaetothyriales, Herpotrichiellaceae.
AUGACCCAUUCCCAGUCUGACAGACUUCGUGCUGUCAUCGCCGUCAGCAGAUUGAGCGACCGUCACAGUGACAAGGCGAAGCUAGACAGACUGGAUGACAGAAACAAAGAUUUAGCCGAGUUUGCAGUGGCUGCACAUCGCGACACUCAUCUUUGCUCCUGUGUUCCGGAGAUCCAUACCAUCCUUCUCAAUGGCGUUUCCUCAAAUACCAAUGCCGAACAAUGCACCGCUUCCUCUAUACAGCUGACGGCGUUUCGCAAGAUUCUGGAAGACCUUACUCAAAGAUCACAAGAUGGAACUACACUCAUAGUAGUGAGCACAAUCGAUGGACUCUGGACCAACGUCUAUGGCUUUGUCAACUUCUUCGCCCCGUACUUGGAAAAGUUACGGCUAGAAUACCUAAUACACGAAGGUUUCGGAUCGUAUCGCCAAUACUCGGUGAUCCAGCUCGUUCAAGCGAUUUGUGAAGUCCUGGAAGGCAAAGACCUCAGCCAUUUGGGCACAAACACUGAUCAAUUGAUUCGCCAAUGGAUUGUCACAGCCUACAACAAGCUCUACCAGCGAGAGGGUAAUCUAUCAGUCCGCGUUCUUAUGACACAAAUGCGCAACACUAGCAUAAUUGACAUUACCUCCUCACAGCUUAGGCCGCAUAUGGACCCAAGUACCAGGGUUGUGCGGAUUAUUCGGUCAGGAGGUACAGAUUUUCAACCAAUCUUCAAACAAGAAGAAGAGCAGCGGCAUCGUCUUGAAAAGACAGGUGGCUUUUUACUGUGUCCUGAGAGGAAUUGCGGAGCAACUUACUUGCGACUUGACCAACUAGUUCAUCACCUUCUCGAAAAUAUUCUCACUGUGUCUCCUGGUGACCGUUCCUGUCCACUGUGCCCUGCCGGUAUUGCCAGAUGGAAUUACCUUUAUCUUGCUGACGGCAUCUAUCACCUUUUGCGACAUCUCAGUCCACCAAACUCAAAGCUUCUGCAAGACAAGAGAAAAGCGCAGUGUCCUUUCUGCUUCAUUUUAAUGCCCUCAGCCUCCAUCGUCUACAAGCACAUCGAAUAUGUUCAUCUGAGAGCUCUUGAGAUUCGCUGGGCUGCUGUCUCGUCGAACUUGGUGUCUAGAGAAACUGCCGCUGCGAAUGAUGAGGCUCUAACCUUAGCUAUUCGAGACAGAAAUCGUACGGAAUUAGCGCAAUUGCCAGACUUAUAUCGGCAGUUGGCCACAAUGAGCAAGUCUCAAGUGUCAUGGUCAGGCUCACUCUUCAGAGCUUAUGAAUCUGCGCCAUCAGGGAAUCCUUUUUCUCACAUCUCGCUUCUCAGUCUCAAGAAGCUCAUGAGCCCUCUAGCUCAGAAUGAUCUUGUCCCUCAUAAGAUCGAUACCUCUCACCCCUCACAGCCCGUCCCUGCUACCUCUCUGGAAAUGACCACUGCCCAUUCUGUGGGGCAUGGCGUAUCCGGAUCUUCAGCUGCCGGGCAGAAAUGGUUCAUGAAGUUUUCUGACCAGGCCAAUGUCUCUGGUAACCAACGACGCAAUACCAGACAAGUGGCUAUCCAGCGGGACGAUAAAAAUUGGCUGCUGUGUCCUUUGGAGGCGGAAUGCGGGCUCUGUCGGUGCAAAAAGUCCUUCGAAAGCACCAAGUCACUGUGCGAACACAUAUGGCUUGUCUUGAGCAACUGCAAAGAUAGAAGCCAGCGCCGAUGCCCCUGGUGCCCAAGUAAGCCAGAUAUUAUUUUGAAGCAUACUGAGAAAAACGCUCGGAGAACCAGUCGACCAAAUGAUAUACGUCACCUCCGUCGCCAUUUUCCUCCCGACGUUGUCUGCGCAUUAUGCGAUCACCUUUCUCGUACCGAAAGCGACAUGUGGACACACCUGAGGACUGUUCACUAUACGUGGCAUUGCAAGCAGAAAGGCUGCAAAGCAAUCUUCGAGACAGAGGAAGAAUUGAAGGCACACGCGGAGUUUGGGCACUCAGAAAGCUCAAGUUUGGCACAAACGACUCAAGAACAGGCUUAA